Halichondria panicea is the source of this 935-nucleotide messenger RNA. Its product is annotated as macro domain-containing protein PG1779-like. The transcript is spliced from 4 exons. NCBI's taxonomy places the organism in Eukaryota, Metazoa, Porifera, Demospongiae, Suberitida, Halichondriidae. The record is from RefSeq and is a predicted model, not a curated record. Bases 51 to 806 code for a protein of 251 amino acids.
GUUGAGGGGGCGUGGUGGAUCAGCCCUCGGCCUCAUAACAUUAAUUUUGUAUGGCAGAGACAAAAGUUGAACAACACAGCUCUCCUGUAUACAAUGGAAAGGCUAUUCCUUGUUGGACAGAGUCAGGGAAGGAGUACCUCUUACUGCAAAAGUUCCCUCACCUGCAAAAAAGAUUUCACUCUGGAAUGGAUUGUUUAGAGGCUGAGGAGAGGUCGUCCCUUCAUGCUCUCAUCAGACUGAGGGAGGAGGAGUUGAGAACAAGAGAAGACUACUCUACUGUGCUGCAUCAUAAAGUGUCACUACUGGCUGGUGGGAAUCUGGCACAUGUGGAAACAGACGCUGUCGUGAAUGCCUCCAAUCAUUGGCUGUCGGCAGGAAAAGGAGUCAACGGUGCCAUUCACUCUGCAGCUGGUGACUGUCUACUGGAACAGUGUCUAUCACUGGGAGGAUGCGAGGCUGGACAAGCCAAGAUCACCUCAGGCUACAACCUACCAGCCUCAUAUGUCAUCCACACAGUGGGUCCUGAGGGCAGGGACAAGGAGAGAGCCCCUUUACUCAGGUCAUGUUAUGAGUCCUCUCUCUCUCUCUUGCUGGCACACAACCUUCGCUCCAUAGCCUUCCCCUGUGUGUCCACUGGAGUGUACAGAUACCCGUGUGUGGAGGCUGGUGAUGUUGCCCUGAGGUGCGUGAGGGCGUGGUUACUGGAGCACCCCCAGGCUGUAGACAGAGUGGUGUUUGUUACACGGACUGCUAGAAAUGAGGAAGUCUACUCUAAACUCAUGCUCGCCUAUUUCCCUCUAAACUGAUCUCUCAUUGCAUUGACUGUAUUCUUUUGCUAUUUUCUCUAUAUCGUUCGUUUCUUUUCUUUUGUGGCCAAUCACUUUAUCAAUCGCUUGCCUAGCUACCAGUAUCACUUGCCAAUAAUUAAUUAAUUU